AUGAUUAAACGAGUACCCAAAUUUUAUGGAAAUGUUAAAAUUAAUAAUAGGUUACCAACGUAUGAACUACUAAGUAAGUUAAAUAUUGUAUCUCAUCCCUCAUCUGGUUUUGUAAAUUGGUCAUCAAUUGGUUUACUAAUAGAGCAUAAAAUUUCAAAUUUAAUUAGAAAACAUUUGAAUAGUAUCCAUGGGGAAGAGGUCAAAUUAUCAUUAAUUUCAAACAAGGAACUCUGGGAAAGGACAGGACGAUGGGAAAACACUGAAAUUUUUAAACUUGAUAAUGAUAAAUUAUUAGUACCUACUUCCGAAGAACAAAUUACUGAUCAUGUUGAUAAAAAUUUAAAAUCUUAUAAAGAAUUGCCUAUUUUAUUAUAUCAAAUAAAUACAAAAUUCAGAAAUGAAAAAAGACCAAGAGGUGGAUUAUUACGAGGUAAAGAAUUUUUAAUGAAUGAUGGUUAUUCAUUUGAUAUUGAUGAAAAAAAUGCAAUGAAAAGUUAUAAUUCAAUAGUUGAAGCAUAUCAUAAAAUUUUUACAGAUUUACGAGUGCCUUAUAUAAAAGCAAAUGCUGAUCUGGGUGAUAUAGGUGGUGAUUUAAGUCAUGAAUGGCAUUAUAUUGAUAAAACAGGUGAAGAUUUAGUAUUUACUUGUGAUUCAUGUGGAAAUAUUUCAAAUAUUGAAAAAACAUUAUCUAUAGGAGAAAGUCAAUAUGAUGUAGAUGUUAAGUAUUUUACUACAAAUGAUAGAAAUACUUUAAUCUGUGCUUAUUACCCAAAAGGAAGAAUAUUAGAACCAAAAUUCAUAAAAUCAGAAUUGGAAUUACCAGAAGAUUUAAUUGAAACCACUGAUUUAACAGAGUUUAGUGAUAUAAGUAAAAGAGUAAUUAGAAUUAUGGACUCAAGGCUAACUUCAAGGUCAAAUUUUCCUGAUUUCCCAAUUGAUUUUGUAAAUCGUUCAUUAAUUACUACAUUAACUGAUAUUCCAAUAGUUCUUGCACAAGAAGGUGAGACAUGUCAUGAAUGUGAAGAAGGGAAACUUAACUCAUCACCUGCAAUUGAAGUAGGACAUACAUUUUAUUUAGGUGAUAAAUAUUCAAAACCAAUGAAUUGUAAAAUCGAUAUACCAGAAGGAAAUAAAACAAAGUCAGUUAAUUUAAUGAUGGGUUGUUAUGGUAUUGGAAUAAGUAGAAUAAUAGCAGCAAUAGCAGAGAUAAAUAGAGAUGAACAAGGUUUAAGAUGGCCAAGUAUAAUUUCUCCAUGGAAUAUAACUAUAGUUUCAAAAGAUCAUUAUGAUUUUAUAAAAACAUUAGAUUUUGAUUAUAGAUUAGAUGAUAGAGAUGAAAAUUUUAGUAAAAAGAUUAAUUUAUCAAAUUCAUUAGGUAUUCCAUUAAUUGUAAUAUUAGGUAGAUCAUUUCCAAUUUGUGAAAUUGAAAUUAGAGGUAAAUUAUAUUCACAAAGUUGGAAAGAACAAUACCCUAAACUAAAAGAUAAAUAUCAAUGGACUGUAAAUAACGGUAAACAUUUUGUACAUAAAGAUGGAUUAACUUCAAUCGUAAAUAUUUUAUUAAAUGAUAUGUAG
Molecule: messenger RNA, 1575 nt
Organism: Insectozyma verbasci
Lineage: Eukaryota; Fungi; Ascomycota; Pichiomycetes; Serinales; Debaryomycetaceae
Source: the annotation of a GenBank genome assembly